This is a messenger RNA of Leguminivora glycinivorella, 1161 nucleotides long. RefSeq names its product ADP-ribosylation factor 4-like. Gene Ontology annotation, molecular function: GTP binding; GTPase activity. NCBI's taxonomy places the organism in Eukaryota, Metazoa, Arthropoda, Insecta, Lepidoptera, Tortricidae. Gene Ontology annotation, biological process: intracellular protein transport; vesicle-mediated transport. Bases 103 to 654 code for a protein of 183 amino acids. The transcript is spliced from 4 exons. The record is from RefSeq and is a predicted model, not a curated record. Gene Ontology annotation, cellular component: cytoplasm.
AACAGAAAAACAAGCUUCAGUGUGUGGGGAACUAGUACGUGACUCAGUUUUAAAUACAAAGUAUUCUGCGUCGGUCGCUAGAGGAACAAUUUACGACAAAAGAUGGCAAAUUUCUUUUCAAAUCUUUAUGCCAAGAUUUUCGGCAAAUCACCGAUUAGAAUUUUAAUUUUGGGUUUGAAUGCAGGUGUGGGCAAAACAACUGUUUUAUAUAGGCUGAAAGAUGGCACCACCGUUGACAGUACUCACACCAGUGGCUUCAACUUGGAAACAGUGGAACGUAACAAUGUCAGAUAUGAAAUGUGGGACAUUGGCGGUGGAGACAAAAUAACACCAUUGUGGAAUCAGUACUUUCAAAAUACCAAGGCAAUAAUAUUUGUAGUUGACUCAACGGAUAAGGAGCGCUUGGAUGUUGUAGAGCAGGAGUUGCAGAGACUGCUAACUGAAAAGGAGCUUGAACAUUGUCCAAUCCUGAUACUGGCCAACAAGCAGGACUUGCCAGAUGCCAUUAGUGUUGAUGAGCUGAAGAAAACAUUAAAGUUGGAGCAAUGGAAGAACCGGGCAAUCCAUGUACAAUCUGCCGUUGCCAAACAGGGGACUGGAGUGACAGAAGGAUUUGAUUGGCUGUGCAGUAAACUUGCAAAGGUGGAGAAAUAGAUCUUAAGUUUAAUUGCAUUGAUCUGAAUGCCCUUGGCUUGGUAAAAUAGUACAUUACUUACAGUACAAGCGUCGAAAAGGGGAAGUUGCGAUAAAUUUAAACACGACCGAAAGGAGUACUCUUAUUGAAAUCAUAAUUAUAAGGUUCCCUUAAAAGUGUUAUUAAUAAUUAGUAGUGUAUACAUAUAUUGUAAAAAUCCUAACCUGGAAAAUGAAAACGAACAAAAAAGAGAAAUAAUAUAUCUAUUUUACCAAGGGUAUUUCUGUAUUUACAUUUAAUAUAAGUGGUAAUAAUCAGCACUUAUUUUUUAUUCUUGUCGAAAUUUUGUUAUAUCUUUGUCUGCAGAGUGACUGAAUAGCAAGCAGUAGGUACAAACUGCUGACAGCUGACUGUGAAUUUAAUAGACUGAGAGAGACUUGUAGUCAAGCACAGCUAACUUUUAUGUUGAUGUUUAUUAAGCUUUUCGGAUAUUUUUAAGUUUUAUUGAAUAAAACCAUUGGCUAACA